Melozone crissalis (California towhee) is the source of this 2058-nucleotide messenger RNA. RefSeq names its product SH3 and multiple ankyrin repeat domains protein 1-like. Gene Ontology annotation, cellular component: dendritic spine; postsynaptic membrane; postsynaptic density. The record is from RefSeq and is a predicted model, not a curated record. Lineage: Eukaryota; Metazoa; Chordata; Aves; Passeriformes; Passerellidae. Gene Ontology annotation, molecular function: ionotropic glutamate receptor binding; synaptic receptor adaptor activity.
GGUCCGUUCGAGUCCCACCGGGUGGGGCCGGGGGGCUUCGACCGCCCCUUCCUGCCCCCGGGCCCCCCCCACGGGCUGAUGCUGCGCCAGAAAUCCAUCGGUGCCCCCGAGGAGGAGAAGCCGUACCUGGCGCCCCCCCCGGGCCGUUUCAGCCGCUCGCUCUCGGUGCCCGGCUCGGACGAGAUCCCCCCUCCCCCCACCACGUCCCCCCCCGAGCCGCCCUACACCGCCCCUCCCCCCCCCAGCCCGCGCCACGCCCCCGGCCCGCCGGGUGGGGGAGGGCCGCUGCGGCGGAAGGGGCCGCUGGUGAAGCAGACCAAAGUGGAGGGGGAGGGGCAGGGAGGGGGCGGGCCGGGGGCGGGGCGCCCCUGGGCGGGGCCGGGGGGUGUGGGCGCGGGUGGGGGAGGGGCGGACAAGAGCUCUAUCGCGAUACCCACGAUCGUCGUCAAGGCCCCCUCGACCUCGAGCUCGGGCCGCUCCAGCCGCGGCAGCAGCGUGGAGGCCGAGGGGGGCGGGGGCGGGGCUUCGGGGGGCGGGGCUUCGGGGGGAGGGGGCGGGGCCUCGGCCACCCCCGACGGACCCUCGGGGGGGCGGCCCCGCCCCCCAUGGCCACGCCCCCCCUCGCCGGGAUUGGAUUUCACCUCGCAGUUCGGGGCGGCGCUGGUGGGGGCGGGGCGGAGGGAGUGGGGGGCGGGGCGUCGCUCCGCGCUCUUCCUCAGCACCGAGGAGGAUGAGGAGGGCGUGGGGGGCGGGGCUUCGGGAGGGGGAGGGGGAGGGGGCUUGGGCCCGCCCCCCGCCCAGCCGCGAUUACGUCACUCCAAAAGCAUCGACGAGGGGAUGUUCGCGGCCGGGGGGGGCGGGGCCAUGGCGGGAGGGGCGGAGCCUUUCCCCGCCCCUACCCGCGGGCUCUCCCUGCCCCCCCCCGCCCCCUCGGUGGACGCGGACGAGGAGCUGCUGCUGGCCGAGCCCCUCCCCCCGCCCCUCGAGUUCGCCAACAGCUUCGAACCCCUCCCCCCCAUUCCGGGGUGGCCCCUCCCCCACACCACCACCACCAGGACGGGGCCCCUCCCCCUGCCGCCCCUCCCCCCCCCCUCCAUGGGGGGCGGGGCGGACUCGGCCACCUCCAGCCUGACCUCGUACGACAGCGAGGUGGCCACGCUGACGCAGGGGGGAGGGGGAGGGGCGGGGGUUUCGGGAGUGGGCGGGGUUAUCCUGGGGGGCGGGGCCGCCGCCGAGGCGGGCGCGGAGGCCGUGACGGACUCGGGCAUCGAGGAGCCCGACAGCCGCAGCAGCAGCGACCACCCCCCCGAGCUGGGGGAGGGGCUGGACGGGGGGGCGGGGCUGGGGGAGGGGCGGCGCGGGGGGCGGGGCCGGGUGCAGGGCGGACACCGAGGGGGGAUGGGCGCGCCCGGCUGGAGCCGCGCGGGACUGGAGGCGGGGUUCGCGGGGAGGAUCAGGCUCACGGACUCCGCCCCUCCCCCCUCCUCCUCCACCACGCCCACCAAGCCCCUCCCCCCGAGCUCCGCCCUCUUCCCCCAUUGGCCGCCGCCUCCCCCCAAACCCUCGGUGGGCGUGGCCGUGGGCGGAGACCUGGACGUGCGCCCGCCCCUCCGGCGCGCGCCCAGCCCCGCCCCCCCGCCCUCGGAGCGCCGCGGGAGCCCCGCCCCCCGCCCCGCCUCCCUGCCCACCUUACCUGCGGCUCACCUGUACGGCGGAGGAGGAGGAGGAGGAGCCGGGGGAGGAAGCUCCGCCUCCUCUUACCUGGAGCUGCGCUCGCUGUCCCCGCCCCGCGCCGCCGCCGCCGCGUCAAUCACGGGCGGCCCCGCCCCCGCGAAGCCUUUUGGGGCGAAACCUUUGGCUUUCUGGAGCAAGUUCGACGUGGCGGACUGGCUGGAGUCGCUGAACCUGGGCGAGCACCGGGCGCGCUUCCUGCACAACGAGAUCGACGGCACGCACCUGCCCGCGCUCACCAAGGAGGAUUACAUCGACCUGGGCGUCACCCGCGUCGGGCACCGCAUGAACAUCGACCGCGCCCUGCGCCUCUUCCUCGAGAGGUGA